Molecule: messenger RNA, 2656 nt
Organism: Toxoplasma gondii ME49
Lineage: Eukaryota; Apicomplexa; Conoidasida; Eucoccidiorida; Sarcocystidae
Product: atypical MEK-related kinase (incomplete catalytic triad)
Exons: 8
Coding region: 1-2445 (814 amino acids)
Biological process (GO): mitotic DNA damage checkpoint signaling; protein phosphorylation
Cellular component (GO): cytoplasm; nucleus
Molecular function (GO): ATP binding; protein serine/threonine kinase activity
Source: RefSeq, a predicted model, not a curated record
AUGAGAUGUUUUGUUGCCGCUGUGGCGUGUCGUCCCUUUGCAGGUGGGGCAACCACCUUGCUGCACGUGAGCCCAGCAGGAACGCGCGUCGAGCGAUGGCAACUGUGUCUUCCAUCCGAGUCUGGUGGAGAGCAAAAGGCUAGGCGACACGAUGCAUGCAGCAAAUGGUUUGCCGAUGAAAGAGGCCGCGACGAUGAAUUUGGGGAGGAACCACCGAGGGAAAGAACUGGAAAGCAGGACUCACGUGCCGCCACGCGUCGAGUGUCCCAAGAAACGGAAAGGCAGUCUCUGCGUUGUAGCAGAAGCAGAGAAAAGAUGGAGCCAGAGCGCGUCAAGAGAGCCAAAACAAAGGGAGAUUUCCAGACGCAGACCGCUUCUCCAGCGGCUUCGGGAGAGAACGAAUCAGUCGACGGAGGACGCGACACAUGCACAGACGCACCCGAAGAUGACAGACAGAGAAUGGGACCCGCGGACGACCUCGUAGCACGAGACUGCUCCUCUCCCCCGCCACGUAAAGGCACAGAAGAAUACAUAGCAAAUUGUGGAGUGCCAGCCUGUCAAGAGGGUCAAGGAGCCCCGCGUUGGCCAGGCUUGUCCUCUUGCGUUGUGAAGACGUACCACAAACUGGACGAGGAGAUCUUCGUGCCCUUCUCCAGCUGGCCGAUAAAGCGGCGGGACGUCAUUCAGAGACUCCUGGAAAUACACAGAUGCGCUCGCCAUCCGCACGUCGCCCAACUGCUCGCGGUGGGGCUAUGGCGGUCGCGUGACUCUGCUUCUUCGUCGAAGGUUGACUCAAAUUUUCUGCCGCCUUCUGAGCGUUUACACGCGCCUCUAACACGCACCAUCUCCUCGGACGCUUCGCCCGUUUCCUCAUCAUCGCUCUCGGAUUGGCCUCUCGCUUCCAUCGCUCUGGCGUUCGAAGACGGUGGCGUGCCUCUAGCGCAGAAAGUUCGCGAUCUUCCCUCGACUUCUCCCAGAGGGUUGAAGGGACCCGACGACUCCGUUGGCAUUUCCUCCGAUGAAAAUGGAGAGAAAGGGAGAAUGCAAAUGUGCGCGUCUUCCGCUUCUUUCUCUCCCCCUGCUGGUGACGAUGUUUCCAUGGUGUACUGCGUACCCGUCCGUGGUGUACGGACAGCGGGCGACUCGGAAGCGGCUUCUCUCAACGCCGGAUGUGAGACGCCUCCGGAGGGGACCACCUACGUUCUCUUGGAGGAGACAGGUCGCGAGGUUCUUAAGCAAUUGGUCUCCGCUCUGAUGAGCUUGCAUGCAAGAAACAUUUUUCACUUGGACGUCAAGCCGAGCAACGUGGUCGUUGCGCCGCCGUUCUCUGCCUCGCUGGUUCGCCGGGUGUAUCUCCACUCGACGGCUGACUCAGCUCCGAAGAAACGUCAGAUGCGUGGGCAGCCACGGCGGCACCCGAAAAAGUCAAAGGGGGGGGAGCUGCACGCGUAUGCGGAAUUAAUGUUGGACGACUUAGACGGGGAAGGAGAGGACGGGGCGGACAUCGGGGGCCGAGGUACAGCAGAAGCAGAGAGGAGCCCGGAGGAGACAGAGAGGGCAUCAGAACUGGAGGAACAAGGGAGCGACAUAAAGAGGAGAGCCGGUCAUUUCCGAUGUCUCCUCGUUGACUUUGAUAGCGCCCAAAGAGGCGUCAACGGAACGACGUGCGUCUAUCCAGGAGGCACCUCCCGGGCGUUCAUUCCCCCAGAGGAAUUUUCCGCCGUUCCCAAUGUGUUACCGGCAGACCCUGCCCCCAUGCCGUGGCUACCGACCAAAGAUUUCGACCAGACAGAAAUGGAGAGAAAAAGAGUUUGUUCACAGAAGGACUCUUCCGGGAUUAGUGCCCUGGACGGCCCUCUGUCGCUCUUAGAUGGGGAAAAGAAAGACGUUUGGGCUCUCGGGUGUCUGCUCGCGAUUCUCUUGACAGGCAGACACCCGUUUCUUCGUCCUGCCGGACGGCAUGGAAUCUGGAAUCCGGCAUCAGAACAGUUUCUGGCUUUCUGCAGCGCCCACGAAAGGUCUGAGGCAGAGGUGCAGACCGGGAACGCUUGCGAGGAGAAGCUGAACCCUGGAGAAGAGCUACAAACAAAUGCGGAAACAAGCCCCGACGAACCGUCCGGACUCUCCCGACCCGCUGGCCGGGAGGACAAGGAACAAGGAGACCCGAAUGUCCCGGUUUGCCAAAGUCGGAGUUCGGGAGAAGUCGAAGGAAAUGUCUAUUUCAGCGAUAUGGAGUAUUGCCUCGCACUGGUCAGCGGGGCGCAACCGCAAAUGGAUUUUCGCGGUCUCCCACAGUUGUCACCGGAAGCGAAAGACCUGCUUCGCGGAAUGCUCGCGUCCAAUCCGGCGCAGCGACUUUCUCUAGAGGCUGUUCGCGGGCAUCCAUGGCUUACGGGGAACUCUUUGCGUUUUCGCCGGUGUUUUGACACCUCGGAAGCCUCGUGACAUCCAAGGGCGGCUCGCGCUUUGAAUCGUCAAAUGACAUUUUUGCUGUAGUGCGGACGCGGUGACGAACGCUGACACGAGCCUUCAUUUGGGUGCUCCUCUGUCACAAAUCGAGGCCGGAAAAUAACUUUGUUCCAGGUGUAAAAGCGAGCUGAGAUUCGAUGCAGUCGUUUUAGACACAAAACGUACACUCUCUAGGGAAAAGGCGCAU